Penaeus vannamei (Pacific white shrimp) is the source of this 2019-nucleotide messenger RNA. It is a transcript of the gene SrpRbeta, whose product is annotated as signal recognition particle receptor beta. Lineage: Eukaryota; Metazoa; Arthropoda; Malacostraca; Decapoda; Penaeidae. Gene Ontology annotation, cellular component: cytoplasm; Golgi apparatus. Gene Ontology annotation, biological process: vesicle-mediated transport; intracellular protein transport. Gene Ontology annotation, molecular function: GTP binding. The record is from RefSeq and is a predicted model, not a curated record.
GCGAACAGUCAACAUUCACCAGCUGAUCGCAAGUUUCUCAACAAGGCACGCCAGAGCCAUCCAUUCGUGAUAUUAAUAACUAAAAAUACGCCUAUAACAAUGGCUACAGAGGUUCCGAAAGGCAAAAAAGUAAUAAAACUCGGAGAUAUGAUGGCUAACCUGCCAAAAUUAGACGAAUUCCAGAUGAAAAUAUUGGUGGCGGUGUUGGUCGGCCUCCUCACACUGUAUAUUCUCUUCAGACUCUUCCGGUCAGGCAGUAAGCGCCAUGGUGUGCUGCUGAUGGGGCUCUGUGAAUCCGGCAAGACACAGCUCUUCUCACGGAUUUGCUAUGGGGCUGAUGUAACCACAGUCACGUCUAUGAAGCCCUCAAAUGCAGAAUUCAAAGUUGGCAAGAAAUCUCUGACUAUAUACGACGUACCUGGUCACGAACGCAUACGCUAUGCUGCCUUUGAGAAAAUCAAGAAUGUUACUGGAGGUAUAGUCUUCCUUGUCGAUUCAGCAACUAUCCAGAAAGACGUCAGGGAUGCGGCUGAAUUCCUUUACAGCGUUCUGUGUGACGAAACCAUCCAAAAUGGUCAGCCAAGGAUCCUUGUGGUUUGCAACAAGCAGGACCUUCCCCUGGCUCGCUCUGCCCAGCUCAUCUGCAAGAUGAUGGAGAAGGAAAUGAACCUCCUGCGAGAGACACGCUCCAGCCAGCUGCAGUCGACCAGCGGCACAGGCAACAAUAACAGCUUCCUGGGGCAUCCUGGCCAAGACUUCGAGUUUGGACACUUAGGAGGUAUCAAGGUGGACUUUGUGGAGGCUGUAACAAAGGAAGGGGAGAAAAUUGAUCCUGUCACAUCCUGGUUAGAGAGAUUGGCUUAAGAGGUGGCAUGCUGCACAGGAAGUGGAUGGUGUAAUGUCCUGAUACCAAGUUGUGCCAUGUGUUGGAGAGGCUGAGGAGAUCUUCAGGCUGACUGUGAUCCUGACAGCUGUCAGUAGAAACUCCUCUCUUUGAGAUUCAAGAAAUAUAAGACAGUCAGACCAUCAUAUGACUGCUGGACUUUCUGAAUUGAGAGUGCAGAAUUGAGCCACUGCAAAUAAUUUAGCCAAGUCACAUUUUCUGAUUCUCAUUAUACACUAAAUGAUAGAGAAAUGAGUUUUUAUUUAUGUAUCAACUGUGUUCUAGUAAAAAAAAAGACUUUUUUGUUGUUCCUGCUGGCAUAUGUACCUUGAAAAAAUACUGAGAAUAAGUAGUUAAGGUCAACAGUGUGUAAUAUAUUUUUUAUUUCUUCCUGAUUGACAUUAAAAAGAGAAUUAAUCAUUUGUGUCUGAGUUUAUUAUUAUUAUUACUUUAUUUUUAGAUUGACUUGAGAACAGAUACAUGAGUAGUGUAACUUUAAAUGAAUAGCAUAUUGUUGUUGACUUCUUUUUAGUUGUUUAUGUAAUCAUUACAUACGUACACUAAUACGUUUGCAGAAAUUGUUUUCUUUGAUGAAAGUGGUACGAGGUACAACAAUUGAAUUUUGUAUUACUGAAGACAAAAAUAAAAUAACUAAGUAAUACUUGGUUUACAGACCUUGAAGAAAUGUUCAUACAAUUUGAAUUAUUUUUAUUAAAUAUUUAUCUACAUUUUGAUGUUACUAUUUAUACAUAUUCAGGAAAGAUUUUUUUCCUCCAAAAAUGUCAUCUUACAAAUUUUCCAGCUUCUACUCUUGCUCCCUUAACUCUUUUUUCCUCGGCCUCCUGGAACUUCCCAAUCAGACCAGCCAAUAUAACCUUCUCUUUACUUCCUCCUUUUCUUCCUUCUUGUUUUCCUUGUCCUCCUACUUUCAUGCUUUUCUCCUCCCAGUUUUCAUGUCUGAUUUUCUGACUUGCUUUGUUUGUGCUUCUGCUUUUAUAAGGCGUGUAUUUGGUAAAAUGUGAAGUGAGAUUCGUUCAUAAUUUUAAAGGAUUGAAAUGCGAAUCUCACUUAAUUCUUCAAGAGAAUCUGAAUUACAACCGGUGUUUAUUUUUCAUAAUAAAUGUAAAACAAAAUCA